CAGAAAAAAAAAUUGAACCUGACAUCGGUAGCAAUAUUUAUGGUACUGCUGCUAAUUCUAGGUAUGCUUGGCAAUUUGAAUUUGAUUUAUGCAACAUGGAAAUUCAAAGAAUUGCGGAAUCGGAAUAGUUUACUGGUGGCAAUUAUCGCAAUUUUCGACUCUAUAAGCGAAGUACAUGAAUGGAAGAAAGCGAUUGAAAUAUUCCUUAACAAAUCGAUCAUGAAACGAGUGAAUUGUUAUCAGUCAAUCUUCUUGUAUUGUUACUCAUUCAAUAUGUCAACUGUUACAAUACUUUUCCUCGCUAUCGAU
Messenger RNA from Loa loa (African eye worm), 309 nucleotides. RefSeq lists its product as hypothetical. The record is from RefSeq and is a predicted model, not a curated record. Lineage: Eukaryota; Metazoa; Nematoda; Chromadorea; Rhabditida; Onchocercidae. Gene Ontology annotation, cellular component: membrane. The annotation marks the transcript as partial. The transcript is spliced from 2 exons.